Molecule: messenger RNA, 1064 nt
Organism: Populus euphratica (Euphrates poplar)
Lineage: Eukaryota; Viridiplantae; Streptophyta; Magnoliopsida; Malpighiales; Salicaceae
Exons: 1
Source: RefSeq, a predicted model, not a curated record
UCUGUUUGCAUAGAUAGGAGCUGCUUUGAUAUUACUAGGAAUAUUUUCCUACAUCUUGUGCUAUACAGUGGAGUGAAUUGUCCAGAUAUAAAAAUCUUGCAGGAAAUAAAUUUUGCCGAGGAACAAAUACAAUCAUCGGAUGCACUCAUGGAUUUGAACAUGGGGCUUUGGGAAGGUUGCUCCCUUUCAGAUAUAUAUACACCUGAAGUUCAGGGCCUGCUUGAAAAUCUUCAGCCCGACUUUUGUGCACCAUCUGGAGAAUCAAUUAGGCAAGUGGAAUUUAGGAUGGUUCAGUUCCUAAAUAGGACAGUCCUGGGGAUGCCUGAAAAGUUGGGAUCAGAUUUCUUGCUGCCCCAUCAAAAUGAGAGCCAUGGGUUUUCUCAUGACAGAGAUGGGCCUUCUCUACCACCACCUUCAAAUUGGGAUAUGCAGCAUAUGCUUCAUAGGCACCGACAGGGCCUCGCAAGGAAAAAGUCUGGUAAGAGCAGGCUACAAUUUGUGACUACUACUGGCAAUCACGAGGGUGAAGAUGAGAUCUCACUCGGGGAAGCCAGCCACCAACACACGAUCCAUGAUUUGAAUAUCAGGAACUCAUCCUCCCCAGUAUCUUCAUGUGUGGGUGUUUUCACGCAUUCAAUUCCUAUUAAGUGUCUACUCACAGGCAUCCUAGGGUGCAGCCCAGUAAUGAUGCGUAAGAUCUGCAUAGAAGAUUCUUCGGUGACAGUGUUACAGCAUUCAUGUAAAACAGGUUGGCAGAUUAAACGCUUGAAUGAUACUGCUCAUUUGAGACUUCUCUAGGUGGAGAAUUAUCAACUCCUCAAUUGGAGCUAUCGCUGGGAUAAUGAGCUGUUAAUUUAUUGAGAAGAAGCUGUUAUUUUUUCUGUUUAUGGAUGUAUUUAGGCUCAUGAUUUCACAUGUAUUGAUGCUGCUUCUGCAUCCUGUUGUAAUUUUGGUAUAUUUGCUUACAGAUUUGCCAACUUACAUCAAACAAAAAAAGAUUGGUUUGGAAGUUGGCUUUUGUAUUGGAUGAUUCUUUUGAUCUAUAGCAUUUACGAAUGUUUUUU